AGAGAAAACGUGUCCAGCUGGGUGGCGGAAGACCUCGGGCGCCGGGAGCGGAGAGCGCGGGCCCCGGGAUGCAGCUGCCGGCUUUGCGGUGGCUCUGGCUGCUCUGCUGCAGCUGCAGCGCGGGAGGCGCCGGCGGCGGUUCGAGUCCCAGCGCCGCCCUUCCCCGGACCUGGCAGCGGAACCCGGAGCGAGAGGCCGCCGCCUUCCGGGAAAGUCUUAGUAGACAACGAUACUUGAACUCCUUCUUUUCUGUUGAAAACUCCUCUGCCUUCUAUGGAAUAAAUCAAUUUUCUUAUCUGUAUCCUGAAGAGUUUAAAGCCAUUUAUUUAAGAAGCAGAUCGUCCCGAUUCCCCAGAUACCCAGCGGAAGUACAGAUGUCCCUCCUAAAUGUGUCCUUGCCAUUAAAAUUCGACUGGAGGGAUAAGCAUGUUGUGACUCCAGUGAGAAACCAGCAGGCGUGUGGCGGAUGCUGGGCCUUCAGCGUGGUGGGUGCGGUGGAGUCCGCGUGGGCCAUCAAGGGGCAGCCUUUGGAGGACCUCAGCGUGCAGCAGAUGAUUGAUUGCUCAUUCAACAAUGACGGCUGCAGUGGAGGCUCCACCCUGAACGCUCUGCUGUGGAUGAACCAGACACGAGUGAAACUAGUGUAUGAUUCGGACUACCCCUUCAAAGCGCGGAGUGGCCUCUGCCGUUACUUCUCGACCUCACGUCCUGGGUUUUCAAUCAGAAACUUUGCUGCAUUCGACUACAGCGACAAAGAAGAUGAAAUGGCAAAAAUGCUUGUCACCUUUGGCCCUCUGGUAGCGAUCGUUGACGCGGUGAGCUGGCAGGAUUACAUGGGAGGCAUUAUACAGCACCACUGCUCAAGAGGAGAGGCCAACCAUGCUGUUGUCAUAACUGGCUUUGAUAAAACAGGGAGUAUACCUUAUUGGAUCGUGCGGAACUCCUGGGGCAGUUCCUGGGGAGUGGAUGGCUAUGCCCAUGUUAAAAUGGGGAGUAAUAUUUGCGGCAUUGCAGAUACUGUUUCUACUAUAUUUGUGUGACAUGUUGGGCAGAUCGAGAGACAACUACCAAGAUGAAGACCUUCAUAAUGCAAUGUAAGCUGGUGCUUUAAACAUUAGACAACUCCAGGCUGCAGCAACGCUCCACAGAUGGCUCUGGUGCCCAGAAGUAUUUAGACUCAGUUGUAAAGAUUUGGACAACCAAAGUCUGUAAGCAGAAGCCCAGUCGAUGGCCCCCAAGGAAACCCCUGGGGAAGCUUCCUACCAUGAAUGGAAGGAGAUUCGGAGUUCUGAGGGAACCACAUAAUUAGCUAACAUGAAACUUCAACUUUUUCUUCUUCUUUUUUAAUUCAUGCAAACAAGGCAUCUACAGGUCAUUC
Molecule: messenger RNA, 1378 nt
Organism: Ochotona princeps (American pika)
Lineage: Eukaryota; Metazoa; Chordata; Mammalia; Lagomorpha; Ochotonidae
Gene: CTSO
Product: cathepsin O
Exons: 8
Coding region: 69-1040 (323 amino acids)
Cellular component (GO): lysosome
Molecular function (GO): cysteine-type endopeptidase activity
Source: RefSeq, a predicted model, not a curated record